AUGUUGAAGAUCAGCCCCAUGCAAGGAGCUACGGGGGAUGGCCAGCCAGAUUCCCCACCAUCUGUGCCAGGCACUCUGCCUCACUUUAUCCAGGAACCGGAGGAUGCCUACAUUGUGAAGAGCAACCCCAUUAAACUGCGCUGUCGAGCAGCACCUGCCUUGCAGAUCUUCUUCAAGUGCAACGGGGAUUGGGUGCACCAGAAUGAGCACUUAUCCCAAGAGUAUAAGGAUCUGAACACUGGACUGAAGGUUCGCGAGGUGAUGAUCAAUGUGUCGCGUCAGCAGGUGGAGGAUUUCCAUGGCCCCGAGGACUACUGGUGUCUAUGUGUGGCCUGGAGCCACCUGGGCACCUCCAAGAGCCGCAAGGCCACCGUCCGGAUUGCUUACCUGAGGAAAAACUUUGAGCAGGACCCCCAGGGAAAGGAGGUGCCAAUCAAGGGGAUGAUCGUUCUGCACUGCCGGCCCCCAGAGGGAGUGCCCGUGGCAGAGGUGGAGUGGCUGAAAAAUGAAGAGGUCGUGAGCUCCCUGACUGACGGCAACAUAGACACCCGAGCCGACCACAACCUCAUCAUCAACGAAGCGCGCCUCUCCGACUCGGGCAACUACACCUGUCUGGCCAGCAACAUUGUGGCUAAGAGACGCAGUGCUACAGCAACCGUGGUAGUCUUCGUGAACGGGGGAUGGUCCCUGUGGACAGAAUGGUCGUCAUGUAACGUCCCGUGUGGGCGGGGCAUCCAGAAGCGAUCGCGGACCUGCACCAACCCCGCGCCUCUCAACGGCGGGGCUUUCUGUGAGGGCAUGUCUGUGCAGAAGAUCACCUGCAAUGCCCUUUGCCCAAUUGACGGGGGUUGGGACGAGUGGAGCGAGUGGACAGUGUGUAGCAGCCAGUGUGAACGGCUACGCAAGAGAGACUGCAACUCACCGGCCCCCAGACACAGGGGCAAGAUGUGUGAAGGUGACAGCCAGAUGACGGAAAACUGCACCAAUGGACUAUGUACUCAGAAUCGAAAGCUUCUACAUGACGUAAAACCUCAAAGUAUGGACAACUCCACCGACGUGGCUCUGUAUUCAGGACUGGGGGCUGGCAUCGUCGCUGUGGCGGCCCUGGUGGUGGCCAUUAUGCUGUACAAGAAGAACCAGAGCGAGUAUGGCGUGGACGUCAUUGACUCCUCGGCGCUCACCGGGGGUUUCCAGUCAUUCAACUUCAAGACCACCAGACAAGGCAACCCACUGCUUCUCAACUCCUCGAUGCAGCCAGACUUAACAGUGGGACGGACAUACAGCACUCCCCUCUGCUUCCAGGACAGCGUAGACAAAGAGCUCUUUGACCCCCUGCCAGACAUCAAGGUCAAAGUUCAGAGCUCCUUUAUGGUUUCACUAGGUGUGGCCGAGCGGGCAGAGUUCCACGCCAAAGCCCCACCGGAGACCUUCCCCCGGGGCCUGAGCCGAGACUGCUGCAGCAGCACUGUGGAAAGGCACAAGAAGGGCACGCUUGCCCCCAACGGGCCCUUCACCCUCACCACAAAACAACAGCUGAGUACCACUGGCAUAUUCGGCCACCCUGGAGGACGCCUGGUGGUACCAAACACAGGGGUCAGCCUGCUGGUGCCCCAUGGUGCGGCGGCUGAAGAUAUGUCUUGGGAGAUGUACAUGGUGAUCAAUCAGGGAGAGCCAAGUGUGCAAACAGAGGAAGACGGAGAAAUCCUACUGGGCCCAGAGGUAACGUAUGGUCCUCCAGGUCUGGACCUGACCAGUCCAGUGGCCAUCACCAUAGCUCACUGUGCAGAGGUGGAUGCUGAGAACUGGAACAUCCAGCUCAAGAGGAAAACCCAGGAGAGUAAAUGGGAGGAAGUGAUGUCUGUGGAGGAAGAGUCCACUUCCUGUUACUGCCUAAUGGACUCGACAAGUUGCCAUCUGUUGCUAGACCAGCCGGGCUCCUACGCGCUAGUUGGUGAGCCCCUGACACAGGCGGCCGUCAAGAGGCUUAAGCUAGCUGUGUUUGGGAGCAUGGAGUCCGGAUCUAUGGACUACAGCCUCCGCGUCUACUGUGUGGAUGACACACCACACGCCUUUCAGGGAGUGGUGGCCACAGAAAGGAGCAGAGGAGGACAGCUCCUCGAGGAGCCAAAGAUAUUGCCUUUCCAAGCAAACACCUUCAGCCUCCAGGUGUCCAUCCAGGAUGUUCCACAUUUCCUCUGGAGCAUCAAACCCUUUACCACAUGUCAGGAAUUCUCCUUCCUCCAAGUGUGGUGCAGCAACCAGCAACCACUGCACUGUGCCUUCUCUCUGGAGAGAUACAGCCCUGCCACCACCCAGCUCUCCUGCAAAAUCAGCGUGCGGCAGGUCAAGGGGCACGAGCAGAUUUUGCAGGUCUACACGGCCGUGGCCGAGAAUGAAAAGGAGUCGGUCCCAUUUUUUAUGCAGACGGACUGCACUGUCACCUCCCAGACAGGGCCCAAGGCCUUCAAAAUCCCCCUGUCCAUCCGCCAGAGGAUCUGUGCCACCUUUGACACUGCCAAUGCCAAGGGCAAGGACUGGCAGCUCCUAGCCCAGAAACUCAACCUAGAUCGAAACCUUUGUUAUUUUGCUAAACAGCAGAGUCCAUCCGCGGUGAUUUUGAGCCUGUGGGAGGCCCGUCACCAGGACACAGGCGACCUUGACUCUCUGGCUAGCGCCCUGGAGGAGAUCAGCAAGAUCCACUCCAGAAGCUCGCCCAAGAGCCAGGACGAACCGCCAUACGACUUCCGGCACACACAGCCGAGCGGGCCGGCGUGUCUGUGUCCGACGGACAAACUCAAAAGUCACGCGACAGAGGACUCGACUCCCGAGUACACAGGCUGA
Messenger RNA from Lampris incognitus (smalleye Pacific opah), 2841 nucleotides. It is a transcript of the gene unc5db, whose product is annotated as unc-5 netrin receptor Db. The transcript has 17 exons. The record is from RefSeq and is a predicted model, not a curated record. The coding region runs from base 1 to 2841 and encodes 946 amino acids. Gene Ontology annotation, cellular component: membrane. Gene Ontology annotation, molecular function: netrin receptor activity; protein binding. Gene Ontology annotation, biological process: netrin-activated signaling pathway. NCBI's taxonomy places the organism in Eukaryota, Metazoa, Chordata, Actinopteri, Lampriformes, Lampridae.